This is a messenger RNA of Triticum dicoccoides, 519 nucleotides long. RefSeq lists its product as uncharacterized. The record is from RefSeq and is a predicted model, not a curated record. Lineage: Eukaryota; Viridiplantae; Streptophyta; Magnoliopsida; Poales; Poaceae. The transcript has 2 exons. The coding region runs from base 1 to 519 and encodes 172 amino acids.
AUGGCAGAGUUUAAAUUGGCGCUUUCUCAGCAUGCAAUCAAACAUGAAUUUGAGUUCGACACCGAAAAGAGUGCACCACAUAGGUUCAGAGCUUAUUGUUCAAGAAGGGAUGAAGAUAAGUGUCCAUGGAGGAUAUAUGCUUCUACAAUGGAAGAUGAGUGCACAGUAAUGGUGAGAAAGAACCCUUGUGGUCAUGAUUGCUCUAGUACAAAAAGAAAAAAGAAGUUGAAGAAUGCAAACAAGCGGUGGAUAUGUGAGCACGUGAAGGACUGGCUAAUUGAGGAUGCAACUCUAGGACCAAAGGCAUUGCGAAAGAAGCUUAAAGAGCAUCAUGGAAUCGACAUCAACUCUAAGAGAGUCUAUAUGGGUAAGUUGCUAGCCUUGAAGGAACUAUAUGGUGAUUGGGAUACAAGCUUUGAUAAUCUGUAUAGUUUCAAGGCGCAAAUUGAAAGUUGCUGCCCCGGUAGCAUAGUGAAUGAACCUGCCAGCCCUGCAAUGGGCACACGAAGCAAAAAAUGA